GACUCAAGCUUUGUUUCUAAAUGCUCAAGUGUUUGUUUAUGGAGUACUGCAGGACUUACAAGUCGUCUGGCCAGCUAUAUUAGGUGCUGCUGGAGUAACUGUUCUCUUCUGCUACCUUUAUGUUAUUUUGAUGAGAUAUUUUGCCGGGAUUGUCAUUAUUGUCAGUAUCAUACUGGCUCUGCUCCUCAUAGCAACAAUAUCUGGUUUUGCUUACUUCCAAUACUAUUGCUUUGUGGCGGGUAAUGCCAACAUUCCCUCUCUCACAAGUGGUCUCACUGACUCAUCGACCGUCGUCAACUUCCUCAAUUCUACCGAGAGCUUUGCUGCGUCUGGCUGCCAGUUCACUAACCCGCUGAGAGAUUUCUUUGCCGCCAAUGCUCCAUGGUACGAAUAUCAGAAGGAAACAUGGCUGGUUAUAGGUAUUGUUGGCACAGUCCUUCUCCUAAUCCUUAUCAUCAUUCUAAUUGUCUUUUCUAAGCAGAUCAGUAUCUCAAUAGCUAUCAUCCAAGAGGCUAGCAAAGCCAUUGGUUAUAUUCCUGGUGUUAUAUUCUACCCUAUCUUCACUUGGCUGUUCAUAAUAUUAACAACGAUGUUCUGGGCAGCUGUGGCACUCUUCCUGUACACGGCAUCCAAGAGCCAGUUCAUAUUGAGAUCAAAUAAUGAAACCGUUGAUUCAAUAACGUCGAUCACCAACGUAACCUACCACAUUGGAAACGAAUGCAUCCUAGAGAAUUUCAAUGGAGUUCUUGGUAGUAAUAAUACACUAAUGAUAGAGGAUGUUGCUAGUGGUUUGAAUAAUACUGUUUCCUGUAUCUUUAACACUUACGUUAGUGACCA
Amphimedon queenslandica is the source of this 837-nucleotide messenger RNA. Its product is annotated as choline transporter-like protein 4. Gene Ontology annotation, molecular function: transmembrane transporter activity. Gene Ontology annotation, biological process: transmembrane transport. The record is from RefSeq and is a predicted model, not a curated record. Gene Ontology annotation, cellular component: membrane. The annotation marks the transcript as partial. The transcript is spliced from 8 exons. NCBI's taxonomy places the organism in Eukaryota, Metazoa, Porifera, Demospongiae, Haplosclerida, Niphatidae.